This is a messenger RNA of Sorghum bicolor (sorghum), 375 nucleotides long. RefSeq lists its product as uncharacterized. The coding region runs from base 1 to 375 and encodes 124 amino acids. The transcript has a single exon. The record is from RefSeq and is a predicted model, not a curated record. NCBI's taxonomy places the organism in Eukaryota, Viridiplantae, Streptophyta, Magnoliopsida, Poales, Poaceae.
AUGGCGUCGGCGUCGGUGUCGAUGUCGCCGGCCGCGGCGGCGUCCAUGCUCCUAGGCGCGUCGGUGGCGCUCAUGCUAUGCGGAUCCGUCACCUUCGCCAUCGGCUUCUUCCUCAUGCCAUGGGUCGCCGGCCUCGCGCUCCUCUUCGGCUUCGCCGACGCCCUCAACACCCUCUCCUCGGGGCUCUUCCUCUGCACCAACACCAAGCAGCCCCCGGCCGCUGCCGCCGCGGCGGUCCCUUGCAAGCACCCGCGGGGACGGAUCAUCGGGCCCCCGACCAAAACCCUAGUGAUGCGCUCCGAAGCUGGGUUUUCCAGCGGCGACGUCGGCUUCCCAGGGAACGCGCGAAGGAAAACAGAAUCACCGCGUGGGUGA